AUGGAGCUCAUACCAGAUCUCGAGCAGAAGUCGAUUCUAUACGACGGGGCUAAUGUGCAAGCGGAUCUGCUCGGGCAGUACUCUUGUGUGCUGAUAGAUCUACCCGGACACGGCGAAAGUGAGGUGGCAGAAGCCGAGUUGACGAUUGAGUAUAUGGCCCGAGCAGUGGAGAGUGUGCUUCAGCAUGAGGGGGUGGAGCAGGCAGUCAUCGUAGGCCACAGCAUGGGAGGACCAGUGGCAACCAUGCUGCUGCGGUUACACAGCAACAGGGUCUCAGCUAUCAUCUAUGUCGACUCCUUUUUCGACCUGCCAGAAAAUUACGUCAAUCAAAAGCAACGCAAAGCAUGGAGGGAAAGCCUGAUGGACGAUCAAGAGUUCCGCGAUACAAUACGACGCAGGUUCUUGACAGAUCGUAUGACGGAGACUGUCAAAGAACGCAUCCUCCAGGUGACAACCGAGACGUCGAAAUAUGUGCGUUUGCAUUCAGUCACAACAGACAAGCUGCCUCACGCGUGGCGUCAUGACGAGGUGUACGAUAUUCCUGCGCUCCUGUUAGUGACGCCUGUCUAUGCGGACAUCGAUCGCCGGUGGCUACAGCAUAUGCCCGGGCUGCAAGUGGAGAAUUGGAAUGAUCACGGCCACUUCUUGUUCAUGGAGGAGCCAGUCGUGUUCAACUCUCGGGUCAAGAAUUUCAUGAAACAGAUGUGA
Messenger RNA from Recurvomyces mirabilis, 708 nucleotides. RefSeq lists its product as uncharacterized. The transcript is spliced from 2 exons. Bases 1 to 708 code for a protein of 235 amino acids. The record is from RefSeq and is a predicted model, not a curated record. NCBI's taxonomy places the organism in Eukaryota, Fungi, Ascomycota, Dothideomycetes, Mycosphaerellales, Teratosphaeriaceae.